CUCUCCUCGACUCUAUCCCCUAUGGCAGCAGCAAGGGACACGUAUCUGGUCAUCGGCGGCAGCGGCUUCUUGGGACGGCACAUUGUCGAGCAGCUUGUUGCUAGGGGAGAUACUGUAUCUGUGUUCGACAUCGUACAACGGUACGACGACGUACCAUGCUACACCGGCGACAUUAGCGAGGAGGGGCAGGUUAAGCAGGCAGUUCAGAAGAGUGCCGCGACAUGCAUCAUUCACACUGCGUCACCAAUGCAUGGUCUCGAUGAUGCUGCCUUGUACUGGAAGGUGAACGUGGAGGGCACAAAAUGUGUCAUUGAAGCUGCAGUCGCGUGUGGUGUCCGGAAGCUCGUAUUCACUUCGUCAGCGGGCGUCGUAUUCAAUGGCGAAGAUCUGAUUAACAUCGACGAACGCAUUCCCUCGCCGGAAAAGGCUAUGGACGGUUACAACGAAUCCAAGGCGAAGGCUGAGGAGAUGGUGCUCGCUGCCAAUGGCAAGGAUGGCCUUCUGACUGUUGCCCUUCGCCCCUCUGGUAUCUUCGGCCCUGGGGACCGGCAAGUCAUGCACGGUCUCUACCAAGUGUACCAGAACCGGCAGACGCACUUCCAGAUCGGCGACAACACGAACCUCUUCGACUGGACGUAUGUCACUAACGUCGCCCAUGCUCAUCUCCUCGCUGCCGAUAAGCUCGUCGACCCCACCACAACACCUACUCCCUCCAAGGCAGACAUCGUCGACUACCCCCUUCCCUCCAUGGACAUCACCACCGGCGUGCACCGCAUCCCGACCUCGCAAGCGCGCCCGCUCGGCCCAUGCGUCAAUCCGCCACCCAACGCCGAUCAGCUUGUCGCUGCCUUCCAGCAGCCGUUUUCGCGUAAGGACGACCCGCGACCCGUGACGCGGAGCCGCUUCGACCCGCUCGCGGACGCCGCGCUCGAACGCGCGACCGUCAACCCGCUGCAGGUCGCCGGCCAGGUGUUCUUCAUCACGAACGGCGAGCCGAUCUACUUCUGGGACCUGCCGCGCGCGGUAUGGCGUCGUCUCGCGGAGAGCGACCCGGAGCGCGCAGGCGUUGCGGACCGCCGGCUCAUCAAGCUCUCGAGGGACAUCGGACUAUUACUCGCAGCUGGGAGCGAAUGGUGGGGAUGGCUGAUCGGCAAGGAACCGGCGUUCACCCGGUUCAGGGUGAAGUUCAGCUGCGCGAACAGGUGGCAUAACAUCGAGAAGGCGAGACGAGUGCUAGGGUACGAGCCGCAGGUGGGAAUUGAGGAGGGCGUCAAGCGGAUGGUGGAUUGGUUUAUCUCGGAGCAUGUCAAAAAGCAAUGAUACCCAACGCAAAAUGCUUUGCAUGCAUACGGAAUUCUCAUCUCAUACUCCAUCUAUUCUGUCGUUACAUUACCUUCAUAGUAGCUCGCGUCUAAUCUUCGAGCAGACGUCUUUCUUCCAAAUAACCUGGUCCGGUGCCGAGUGAACGGUGUUGUCGCAGUCGCC
This is a messenger RNA of Punctularia strigosozonata HHB-11173 SS5, 1485 nucleotides long. Its product is annotated as C-3 sterol dehydrogenase. Gene Ontology annotation, molecular function: 3-beta-hydroxy-Delta5-steroid dehydrogenase (NAD+) activity. The record is from RefSeq and is a predicted model, not a curated record. Lineage: Eukaryota; Fungi; Basidiomycota; Agaricomycetes; Corticiales; Punctulariaceae. Bases 22 to 1320 code for a protein of 432 amino acids. Gene Ontology annotation, biological process: steroid biosynthetic process. The transcript is spliced from 4 exons.